GGUUACAUUUUUACAGUAGAUUCUUCAGCGUUAUCUAUUUAUCAAUUCGUGUUUCUUGAAAGAGAAUCUUCAUACACAAUAACAUAAAUUAUAAAACCAAUUUCAAUAUGGUUCUCACAAAAGAAUACAGAAUAUCCAUGCCUAUGACGGUCGAAGAGUAUCGUAUUGGCCAGCUGUACAUGAUAGCGCGUCACAGUUUUGAGCAAUCCAGCAAUGGUGAGGGCGUGGAGGUGGUGGCCAAUGAACAGGUGAACGACGAGGUCAAUGGCCAGGGCCAGUAUACGGAGAAGAGGAUUCACUUAUCAAGCCAUCUGCCCUACUGGAUACAGUCAAUGACUCCAAAAAUAUUUUACAUCACAGAAAAGGCUUGGAACUACUACCCCUUCACCAUAACUGAAUACACAUGCUCCUUUAUCCCAAAAUUCUCCAUAUCAAUACAAACAAGAUAUGAAGAUAACAAUGGAACAACAGAAAAUUGUCUUGGUUUAACUGACGAGGAACUAGGCAGUCGGGAAGUAGAUUUUCUGGAUAUUGCUUAUGACGAGAUCAAGCCACAUCAUUAUAAAGAGGCAGAGGACCCCAAGUUCUUCAAAUCUGAGAAAACAGGGCGCGGGCCAUUGGUGGAGGGCUGGCGGGACACCCAGCAGCCCAUCAUGUGCUGCUACAAGGUCGUGCACGUCAAGUUCGAGGUGUGGGGCCUGCAGACCCGGGUCGAGGAAUAUGUGCAGGGUGCGAUACGUGAGAUUCUCUUAUUGGGUCACCGGCAAGCGUUCGCGUGGAUGGACGACUGGUACAACAUGACUCUUGACGACGUUCGAGCUUAUGAGAAAGAUAUGCAAGACAAAACUAAUAGCAAGCUGAAAGCUGAAGAAGCGGCCCCCGCGACGCCGUCGGACCCCAAGAAGUCGCCGUCUUCCAAACCACAGACGCCUAAGACCCCACAGAGCGCGAGCUCCACGCCUACGGAACCCCGGUCUUGGUUUACCUGGUCUUAAGUGUUUAUAGGUAAGUAAAUAUAGUUGAUUUUUUUGUUCCCAAAUUUCAAAAAUAAUUUCUACUAUACUCAGAGCAAAUACGCUAUUCGAAAACAGAAAUUACCGUUGUCAUAGUUAAUAUGAAUUUUAUUGCUGCGUUUCCCCGCUGGAUUGCCAGACUUAGCCGCUGAGCGAAAUAUUCGCUCGCUCGAAAGUCGCCCAGACAAUUUUACAACUUGUCCAUUUUUAAUAUUCUACUGCAUAAUUCUUUGUUAUCAAAUAUGGACAAAUGAAUGAAUGAAUCCGAGAGAGGUGGGGAGAACCACUUUGUCCAUCCUCUGAUGAUCUCGUGCAAAAAUAAUGUCAUAAAUUUCAUGAUACCAAUACCACGCCAAACGUCAAUAAGAAAUAACAUUUAUAAACGUGUUUAAGAGUGGUGUAUCUGUGUUUAUACUUAGUGUAAUUUGUUAGUAAAUUUCAUGUCACUUCAUACAAUAAGCUGAUCUCAUUAAGAUAAUGCUUUCUUGCUGACAACAGCUUUAUAUCGCGAAGUAGUCUUAGAUUGAUCACCUGUUUACAUUAUAAACGGCGGCCGCUUAUUGUAUGGAGUGAUAUUUCUAUACUAUUAAUCCGUGGUGACGAUAAAUCAAAUAUGUGUUAACCUUCCUAUGUUGUGUGAAUAGUACUGAUUGAAGACCAUGAAAACUAUUAGUGUAAUUGUUUUAGUUUAAAGACAAGAAUGUGAUGUUCCACCGGUGGUCGGGCCCUACUUCGUGUAUGUACCACCGCAAUAGGGGUGUCGUUAAUAAUAAAAGCGCCGAACGUUAUAAGGUACCUUUACCCGUGGAACGUCAUAUAUGCUUAAGAAUAUAAAUAAUGGUUCCUAUGCCUAAUAUACGGGCUGUUCUUUCAACCUUUAGCCAAAUUUCUAUGGGCACACCCUGAAACCGCGAAUAAAAAAUUGGCUAACCCAUAGAAAAUAUCGAACAGCCAAUAGGUAUGUAGGGAACAACCCAUUUUAUCGCGAUUUCGGUGUUGGUCCCAUACAUACUAAACAUUAUUCUCAUACUAUAGUCACCUGAGUCACCUCGCAUAAUUUGGCUAAGGAUUGGAAAACAGCCUGUAUAUUAAAGUAAUAUAGUACGUACAGUAGUAUAAAUAUUUAGUUCACAAACUCCGUUCAUUUUGAGAUAGGUAGAUAAUUUUAUAGAGAUGUUAUUGUAGUUGGAAUAUUAUACCUUUUAGGUUUAGGUGAACCUUUAUGUACUCUUGAGCUUGCUUAACUGUUGAUUGUAUGUUUCUUGAAAUCCAUUUUAUAAAUAAAUAUAAAAUGGUUUUCGCAAGAGAAAUAACGCGAUUGAUUCCUAUAAAUAUCGUGGCGACAUUUAGUAACUUCGGAAAGUAAUAAAUUGAAUUCGGAACACUUUGGCACCAUAUUAGGCAUAGGAUUAAUAAAGUUCCAAGAGUGGACGACUUCGUGUCACGCAAUAAAUGUGUAGUGUUCAUGAGAAUUACAAGAUGUGUCCAGAUUUGACGAAUGCACCGGGAAACUCACAUGCUGCUGCGUGAAUUAUACAUAUAUAGUACGAUAUAGUUACGAACGUGCAUUUCGCGAUCGGCUCGCGCAGCAUUUGCCAGGUCUGGACGCACCUUUAUAAAAUUGCAUUCCGUAAUGUAAUGUCACCAUUAGUCAACAAUUAUUUAAAAAGCGUGUGUACCGUAAAUGUUAUUAAUUAACUUUAUACAAAUGUAUGUUGUUGGUGUUACUUACCAUUGUUAAGUGUUACUAAAUUUACUUCCAUUUAUCUAUGGCCUUCUUAAAUUAUUAUUGAUAUUAAAUAAGUGGUUGUGCGUUAUUUGUACUCUCACAAACUUAGAGGAUAUAACCAACGGAGACGCCAUGUCUAUAAUUUUUGGUACAAAAUAGUCUGCCGUUUUUGCGGGGGAGGGGCACAUCAAAUGUAUACGUAACGUCAACAUAGCCAUGUCAGAUAAACGUCAGUCCAUACAUGUGUUUGACAUGUGGUUGACCAUUGGCCGCCUUUUUUCGACAGAGGGGAACGCCUGUUAAUGACCACUCCGUUUGGUUCCAAACUCACAAAUGACCAAUACACAGUGUUUACUGUUACUGCUGUAACUUAUAAUUAAUGUCUGAAUUGAAUACCAAAGUGUUUAACAUGUAAGUUUAAAGGGUAAUAAAUAAGGCGAAUGGAACUUAAGUCUUAUAACACUUCAUUAAUAUAUAAUAAUAUAAAUAAUUUAUAUUCGGUAACUAUAUUACUAGUAUAAUACUUUUAUAAUAACAUGUAUUGUUAUCGGAACAUACCAAUACACAAAUUAGAUGUAUUUACCUAUACAACAAAUAUUGUCAAAUGUCAAUUGAGUAACGUCAGUUGACAUCGAUAUUUACAUACAAGUAAAUAAAAACAAUGCAAAAUUCGCGUGAUAAUAGCUAUGAACCACUUAAAUAACCAAAAUCCAUGAUAUUAGUGUACAAUUGUACAGCUUGGCUAAAAAAAGUAGAGAUUUAAAAGUGGCAACACAGUAGUGUCGUCCCUUUCAUACCAAUAUAUAUAAUAAAACGGGACGACACUACAGUGUUGCCACUUUUUAAUUUCUACUCUUUUUUGCCAAGUGCGCUUUGGAAAACUCGAUAAGUUAUAUCAAAGUUAUAAUUACCUAUACAAACAUGUUACAGGGAUAAUUGGUUCAUUAGUAAAUAUUUAUGUUUGCACCGUGUAGAUGUAGAAUAGAUACGGGUUUUUAAGUAUAAUAUAAUAGUGUUGUGUCGUGCUACUGGCCUGAUUUAUUCUAAAGCAAGGCCUUCUUAGGGUAAUUAUAAAUAGCCUGACGCUUUUUUGAAGUUUCCUAGGUUUAUCGGUAUAACUUCAUUAGAUACUCUGUUCUUAUUGCAGUGAGUACGGACCGGAUAGUAUCUUACAAAAUAGGACCGCAAUAUUGGUCGUAAUUGAUGGCGUAGAAAACUUAAGCAAAAAUAUGGUAAUAGUUAAAUGAUAUCUAUUUAAAAAAAGGCUGAUGACUGAUGUACAUUAUUUACAUUAGUUUACACGAUCCUCUAUCUUAACACAAAUAUAAUAAACUGUUAAUGUCUAGCUGUCUAGAUAUAGGUACAUACGUUUGUAAUAAAAACUUUAUGACGAUUAUGUUAAGGCAGAAAAUCGAAUGACCAUCUGGCAUGCCUCCCAAAUUAAUUCUAUCUUACUGUAUGUAUUUUGGCUUGAUGUUAUCAAAUGGUAUAAAAUGCGAAUAAAUGUAUGAUACAGUAUGCAAA
Cydia fagiglandana is the source of this 4266-nucleotide messenger RNA. RefSeq names its product cytoplasmic phosphatidylinositol transfer protein 1 (gene rdgBbeta). Bases 108 to 995 code for a protein of 295 amino acids. Gene Ontology annotation, molecular function: phosphatidylinositol transfer activity; phosphatidylinositol binding. Gene Ontology annotation, cellular component: cytoplasm. The transcript is spliced from 9 exons. Gene Ontology annotation, biological process: phospholipid transport. Lineage: Eukaryota; Metazoa; Arthropoda; Insecta; Lepidoptera; Tortricidae. The record is from RefSeq and is a predicted model, not a curated record.